AUGAGCGGAAUCACGAACGCCUGUCUGUCCUGCUUCUCGACAGUUGACCGAUGGUGCCAUAUCUCAGCUUGUCUCGGCCCGAUCGGAGGCCGCUCAAGGGAUGGCAUUUAUGAAACCACUUUGGCAGACAACGAGCGCGAAGCAGUUUCCGAUCUUCUGGGUUACCUUGAAAACAGGACCGAGACCGACUUCUUCGCCGGUGAACCCCUUCGGGCCUUGAGCACCCUCGUCUAUUCCGACAAUGUCGAUCUCCAACGAAGUGCCAGUCUGACAUUCGCUGAAAUCACGGAAAGAGAUGUGCGCGAGGUCGAUCGAGACACGUUGGAGCCCAUCCUCUUCUUGUUGCAGAGUUCGGACAUUGAAGUUCAACGUGCUGCUAGUGCAGCACUAGGCAACCUGGCUGUAAAUGCGGACAAUAAGGUGCUGAUCGUCGCUCUGGGAGGACUGGCUCCUCUAAUACGGCAGAUGAUGUCACCAAAUGUGGAAGUGCAAUGCAAUGCGGUCGGUUGCAUUACAAACUUGGCUACCCAUGAGGAUAAUAAGGCUAAGAUCGCUCGAUCCGGUGCCUUGGGCCCGCUGAUCCGUCUAGCAAAGUCGAAGGACAUGCGUGUACAACGAAAUGCCACGGGGGCGUUGCUGAAUAUGACACACUCGGAUGAUAACCGACAACAACUUGUCAACGCCGGCGCUAUCCCCGUUCUUGUUCAAUUGCUCUCUUCUCCCGAUGUGGAUGUACAAUACUACUGCACUACCGCCCUCAGUAACAUCGCUGUCGACUCGUCGAAUCGCAAGCGCCUGGCUCAAACCGAGUCCAGGCUGGUUCAAUCACUGGUGCACCUGAUGGAUUCGUCAACACCCAAGGUCCAAUGCCAAGCGGCGUUGGCACUGCGCAACCUUGCCUCGGACGAGAAAUACCAGCUCGAAAUUGUUCGAGCCAAGGGUCUUCCACCCCUCUUGCGACUGCUGCAGUCAUCCUACCUUCCUCUCAUCCUAUCCGCCGUCGCGUGUAUCCGCAACAUCUCCAUCCAUCCCCUGAACGAAUCGCCUAUCAUCGAUGCGGGCUUCCUCAAGCCCCUGGUGGACCUGCUGGGAUCGACCGACAAUGAAGAGAUUCAGUGUCACGCCAUCUCGACCCUCCGGAACCUUGCCGCCAGCUCGGAUCGAAACAAGGAGCUGGUCCUGCAGGCCGGCGCUGUUCAGAAGUGCAAGGACCUCGUCCUCCGUGUGCCCCUCAGCGUUCAGUCGGAAAUGACUGCUGCGAUCGCGGUUCUGGCUCUGAGCGACGAGCUAAAACCGCAUCUCCUUAAUCUGGGGGUGUUUGACGUCCUGAUUCCUUUGACGGAAUCGGAAAGCAUCGAAGUGCAAGGGAACAGCGCUGCGGCGCUGGGAAAUCUCUCCUCUAAAGUGGGUGACUACUCCAUUUUUGUGCGUGAUUGGGCAGACCCGAAUGGAGGUAUUCACGGCUACCUCAACCGCUUCCUCGCCAGUGGCGACCCGACAUUCCAGCAUAUCGCCAUCUGGACUCUGCUUCAACUUCUGGAAUCAGAGGAUCAAAGACUCAUCGGAUAUAUCGCCAAGUCUGACGAUAUCGUUCAGAUGGUCAAGUCCAUCUCCGACAAGAAUAUCGAAUCAGACGAGGAGGAUGCUGAAGACGGGGAAGGCGAGGUCAUUGCGCUGGCUCGGCGAUGCCUCGAAUUCCUUGGGAACGGUCACAAGCUUGUAGAAGCCUAA
Messenger RNA from Aspergillus eucalypticola CBS 122712, 1731 nucleotides. RefSeq names its product protein anchor VAC8 (gene vac8). Gene Ontology annotation, cellular component: fungal-type vacuole membrane. The transcript is spliced from 6 exons. The record is from RefSeq and is a predicted model, not a curated record. Gene Ontology annotation, biological process: nucleus-vacuole junction assembly; vacuole inheritance. Bases 1 to 1731 code for a protein of 576 amino acids. Lineage: Eukaryota; Fungi; Ascomycota; Eurotiomycetes; Eurotiales; Aspergillaceae. Gene Ontology annotation, molecular function: protein binding; protein-membrane adaptor activity.